AUGUCAAAGAUACCACGAAAUUUUAAAUUGUUAGAAGAAUUAGAAAAAGGUGAGAAAGGUUUAGGAGCAGAAUCUAUAUCAUAUGGAUUAACUAAUCAGGAUGAUAUAACGAUGACAUAUUGGAAUGGCACGAUAAUAGGUCCACCUCAUUCAAAUCAUGAAAAUAGAAUUUAUUCCUUGCAAAUUAUAUGUGAUGAAAACUACCCUGAUAAACCUCCAAAAGUGACCUUCAUUAGUAAGGUAAAUUUACCAUGUGUUGAUUCUGUUGGGAAUGUUAUUGUAAACGAGUUUGAUACUUUAAAAAAUUGGAAAAGAUCAUACACUAUGGAGACUGUUUUAUUGGAAUUAAGAAAAAGUAUGGCUUCACCAAAUAAUAAAAAAUUAGCUCAACCAAGUGAAGGUUCUACUUAUUGA
Molecule: messenger RNA, 414 nt
Organism: Lodderomyces pseudojiufengensis
Lineage: Eukaryota; Fungi; Ascomycota; Pichiomycetes; Serinales; Debaryomycetaceae
Product: E2 ubiquitin-conjugating protein
Exons: 2
Coding region: 1-414 (137 amino acids)
Biological process (GO): DNA damage tolerance; protein K63-linked ubiquitination
Cellular component (GO): nucleus
Source: RefSeq, a predicted model, not a curated record